GUCAAUAAAAAGAGGAAAAACGAGAUCAGGAGAUAAAGUUGAAAACAUCUUUUCGAGUUCAAGUUUAUGAAAUGAUCUCCAAACCUCACAUUGUCAUCUUUCCCUUCAUGUCUCAAGGCCACACCAUUCCUCUACUUGAUCUUUCAAAGAAACUAAGCUCCCGAAGCCUUAAAGUAACCAUAAUAACAACCCCUUCAAACUCUUCCUCUAUUCGCUCAUACACUUCACAAUACUCAAACAUCCAUCUCCGAGAAAUCUCAUUCCCUCACAUCCACGAACUUCCUCAUGGCUGCGAAAACACGUCCCAACUUCAAUCGAUCGAUCAGCUCCUUCUGUUCCUUCGUGCAACCAAAAAACUUCAAGCUCCUUUUGAAGAAACCCUUGAAGAUUUGUCCAAGCAUCAAGACCCACCCACCUGCGUCAUUUCCGAUUCAUUCUUGGGGUGGACAAACGACUCUUGUCGCGCUUUUGGCGUCUCCCGACUGGUUUUUCAUGGGAUGGGUGCGUUUGCAAUGGCUGUCAAGAAAUCUUUAUCCAUUAAUCAGAAUCACAAGUGCGUCGAGUCUGACACAGAACCAUUGGAUGUUAAAGGAGUGCGACUUCGGUUUGAGGUCAAAAAGAAAGAUUUGCCAAAUUCACUGAGGCAGAUGGAUAGCUGCUUGUCGCAGUUUUUUGUGGAAGCUGAAAAAUCUGACUUGGGAAGUUCGGGUGUAAUUGUAAACAGCUUCAGCGAGCUAGAAAAAGAGCAUAUUGCCUCAUUGGAGUCCUUGUAUGGGAAUGGGACCAGGGCAUGGUGCGUUGGUCCGCUGUUUCUAUACGGUGAAAUGGAGGGAGAAAGAACCACCCAGCAAAAUGGGCAGACAUCUUUAAGGAAAUGGGCCAGUUGGUUGAACCGGCACGAAGAAGAAAAUUCAGUGAUAUAUGUAGCUUUUGGGUCGCAGGCUGAUUUGUCUGAGAGCCAACUUGAUGAAUUGGCAUAUGGCUUGGAACUAUCUGAGAUGGAUUACAUCUUGGUUGUCCGAUCAAAGAGUAAUUGGGAGCCUCCAAGUGAUAUUGUUAGUGAAGGCAAGAAAGGGUUGAUUCUUAAAGAGUGGAUUGACCAGAAAUGGGUCCUGGCCCAUCGAGCCGUAGGUGGGUUCCUGAGCCACUGUGGGUGGAACUCAGUGUUGGAGAGCUUGUCAAUGGGGGUUCCGAUUUUGGCAUGGCCCAUGCAAAAUGAGCAGCAUCUGAAUGCCAGAUUCUUGGUAGAGGAGAUCAAGGUAGGAGUCCAGGUUCCGACAGUGAGCCGUGAGGAAGGGAAGAUUGUGAGGCGUGAAGUGAUUUGUGAAGCGGUAAAAGAACUAAUGGGAGGAGAUGGGAGUGGAAAGAAAGCAAGAGAGAAAGCAAUGGAGUUGGGGAAAUGGGCAAAGAGGGCAGUCCAGGUUGGUGGGUCCUCUUACAAGUGCUUGGAUGAGCUAAUUCACCAAUUAAGUCAUCAGGUGAAUUGCUAAUUGUGAUGCCGAAAGGCUGUUGAGGCUUCAGCUAUUAAUGAAUUUGUGGAUUGGAUUUUCGAUAUCCAUAUUUUCAAUAUCUUUCCGUUGUGAUCGCGGCAUACAACAGAGGCUAUUGAGAAAGAAUAUCUGACUGCUGCGUCAAAGAAUAAAAAACAAAAUGAAACAUUGUAAAUGGGCUUCAGACACAUUGGAAUAUUAAUGGAUGUUGGGGAGGGCAUUGAAUUUCAGAUGAUCUGGCACUAGUAAGGUGCCGAGUGAACUAUCUUGCAUGCACUGGCGUCAAGGGCACCGCCACUGCAAGCCCUUCGCUUUUGUGACGACUUGCAGUUUAUAACCUGCUUUAAGCCCUUGGCUUUAUCAUUGGAGAGGACACAGGCGAUCGAGAUUAUUUAAAAAGGAAAGAAAAAUCCCAAAAUGGGCGACAGAGUCAGACGAUUCUCGAUUACAUGGUGGCAUAAUAUUGCAAUAGAAAUGAUUGCUCAUACAUUUCAUUUCUUAUUAUUCAAUCAUAUAUAUGCACCUUUUUGUCGUUU
Molecule: messenger RNA, 2026 nt
Organism: Carya illinoinensis
Lineage: Eukaryota; Viridiplantae; Streptophyta; Magnoliopsida; Fagales; Juglandaceae
Product: UDP-glycosyltransferase 90A1-like
Exons: 2
Coding region: 72-1490 (472 amino acids)
Molecular function (GO): UDP-glycosyltransferase activity
Source: RefSeq, a predicted model, not a curated record